AUGCCCAUAGAUGAGAUCAGAAUGGAAGAAGGUAGUGGCGCAGUGAUCAAGAGUUCGUCGCAAAGUAUUAAAGAAAAUGGGUUUUGCGGUUCUCCUGAGGUAGUUCUCAUCAUACAGAAGGUAAUUGCGGAGACAAUUGGGACAUACUUCUUAGUAUUCUUAGGAUGUUGUGUGGUUGUUUUGAAUAAUGUAGAAGGGAGUGAAGGUGCAAUAACAUUUCCUGGGAUUUGUGUGACAUGGGGUGUUGCAGUUAUGAUAUUGAUCUAUGCUCUUGGUCAUAUUUCUGGUGCACAUUUUAAUCCCGCUGUCACCAUAAGCUUCGCUCUCUAUCGCCGAUUCCCUCCCAGACAGGUGCCUCUAUAUUUGAUAGCGCAAGUGCUAGGGUCAGUGCUUGCGAGUGGGACAUUGUACCUUCUAUUUGAUGUGACCGAUGCUUCUUUCUUCGGAACGGUACCAAAAGGGUCAUAUAUUCAGUCUCUUGUAUUCGAGAUCCUCACUUCCUUUCUUUUGAUGUUUGUUGUCUCUGCCGUCACCUCUGAUGAUAGAGCAGUUGGAGAAUUGGCGGGAAUUGCUGUUGGUAUGACAGUACUAGUAGAUGUUUUUGUUGCCGGGCCAGUAUCAGGAGCAUCCAUGAACCCAGCAAGAAGCUUAGGACCAGCAUUGGUGAUGCAUGUUUAUAAGGGAUUCUGGAUUUAUAUAGUUGGACCAUUUUCAGGUGCCAUUCUCGGUGCCUCUGCCUACAACUUAAUUAGAUUCACCGAUAAACCACUCAAAGAAAUUGGCCAUAACACUAGUUUUCUCAAAAGCAUGUCCAAAGCAACAAGCUUCCGGAUAUGA
Molecule: messenger RNA, 837 nt
Organism: Arachis stenosperma
Lineage: Eukaryota; Viridiplantae; Streptophyta; Magnoliopsida; Fabales; Fabaceae
Product: probable aquaporin NIP-type
Exons: 5
Coding region: 1-837 (278 amino acids)
Biological process (GO): transmembrane transport
Cellular component (GO): membrane
Molecular function (GO): channel activity
Source: RefSeq, a predicted model, not a curated record